AUGGCUGACCCGUUUGCACCGAGAUCGAUGAAGCGCAAAAAUGUCAAGGGACUUGCCUUGACACCUGCGGCCCCGCGACCCCCGCCAACUGCGGAGAGCUGGGUCGGCGCUGAUGGCGGCAGAGACGACAACAAAGACGAGCAGCUUGAGAUUGGUAUCGAGUACAAGCUAGAUCUGAGGCCGGAGGAUCUGGAAAUUAUGAAGGAGCUCGGAUCUGGAAAUGGAGGCACUGUGAGCAAGGUCAAGCAUCUUACCACAGGUACCGUAAUGGCUCGAAAGGUGAUCCAUGUCGAGGCGAAGAAGGAAAUGCGCAAGCGAAUUGUUCGAGAACUUCAAAUCAUGCACGGAUGCCACUCUGACUACAUCGUCAAUUUUUAUGGCGCAUUCCUCAACAGCAAUAACGAUGUGAUCAUGUGCAUGGAGUACAUGGAUGUGGGGUCGCUGGACCGAGUUUCAAGAGUCUUUGGACCAGUUCGAGUCGAUGUCCUUGGAAAAAUUGCGGAAGCCACUCUGGGAGGCUUGACCUAUCUCUAUUCGAAACACCACAUUAUGCACCGGGAUAUCAAGCCGUCCAAUAUUCUGGUCAACUCUCGAGGAUCUAUCAAGCUAUGCGACUUUGGUGUUUCUGGAGAACUUAUCAACUCGAUUGCAGACACAUUCGUUGGAACGUCAACAUACAUGGCUCCAGAGCGUAUUCAAGGCGAAAAGUACACAGUAAAAUCGGAUGUUUGGAGUUUUGGAUUAACCGUCAUGGAGCUUGCCAUCGGCAAAUUCCCAUUCGGGUCGAGCGAACAGCUUUCUGACGAAGACUGUGCCCCUGCUGGCAUUCUGGAUCUGUUACAACAAAUUGUGCAUGAACCAGCACCACGCCUGCCGAAGAGUGAUGCAUUCCCCAGCAUUCUUGAAGAUAUGAUUCAGAAAUGUCUCUAUAAACAACCUGAGCAGAGACCAACGCCUCAGGAGCUUUAUGACCGUGACCCCUUUGUCCAAGCCGCCAAGAGAACUCCCGUAGAUCUCCGAGAAUGGGCAUUUGGGCUGAUGGAGAGAGAUAACCGCAAGUCUCACCUCGCACCCCAGCUAUCACCAGCAACACAAGACCUCCUUCGAUCUACCGACUCCCCGACCUACCAUACACAACACGAGGACCGUACGAUACCGACGCCAACCUCUGGUGAAAUCCCCAUCGGUGGAGCAGGAAUCAUCUCACCCCGCGAUCAGCCUAGUCGAUCACCAAGCAGAAACGGCACUGGCAACAACAGCAGUAGGACUCCUAUAGGGGCGCCGCAUCCAGGAAUGGGGAUUAGAGUGGCCACAACAAACUCUGUGCCUCAAACAUCACAGUACGCCGAGCCCUCGGGACCAGCCAGCGCAAGUGCGGCAACGUUCAGUCUACCUGUCCGUCCAGGUCCUCCAGGAAACCCGAUGCCACCUCCACUGGCAAGACGACAGACGCCAGACGAUUUCCGCAGAGAGACUCGGCGACAAGCCACAUUCGGCCUGCCUCCUAACCCGAGCCCAAGUUAUGGAUUAUAG
Pochonia chlamydosporia 170 is the source of this 1533-nucleotide messenger RNA. RefSeq names its product protein kinase byr1. The coding region runs from base 1 to 1533 and encodes 510 amino acids. Lineage: Eukaryota; Fungi; Ascomycota; Sordariomycetes; Hypocreales; Clavicipitaceae. Gene Ontology annotation, biological process: protein phosphorylation. The transcript is spliced from 4 exons. The record is from RefSeq and is a predicted model, not a curated record. Gene Ontology annotation, molecular function: protein kinase activity; ATP binding.